GUCUUUGGUCAGCCGCACCUGGACCUACAGGGCCGAACCCUUUUGACCCAACACGGCGAUAUGGCUAUCUUCAAUGUAUACGCACCCACAGGAAGCCAUGCCACAAAGAAAGAGUUCCACCAACAGCUGACGCUCAAGAUGAGAGAGCAGCGCGCGAAGGGCAUGCGUGUGGUACUGGCAGGCGACCUGAAUGUGACGCGAAGGAAAGAAGACGUGGUGUGGCAUAGUCGCAUGCUCACACUGCAGUUGCUGAUGAAUAUACUACACGCGCGUGUGGAUCAGAAAGGACAUACAGAAGCAAGCAACCGUGGUCACGUGCUGAGUGAUAGAGGUCUGAAUGAUGAGGAAAUAAGCGAUGAGGAAAUAAGGGGUGGUGGGUUGUUAGGCACCGAGUUAAGAGAUGAUGUGAACACAAGUAGUGAGAAAAUAGGCGAUGAGAAAAUAAGCAGGACAGAUAAGAGUAUAGAGGCGGCAAAGAAUUCGUUAAACGCUUUGACAGCGCCUUCGACACGGAUCAACGGGGAAGGGCCACACGGGAGCCCCCGCAGAGUGACUGAUGACGGACACAUCACAAGGGAAUGUAGUAUGCCUAAGAUUAGUAGUAUGCGGAUAAAGAGCCCGGAAGAAACACGCUUGUGUGGGAAUAACACGUGCCAAAUAAGCAUGUGUGGGAAUAACACGUGCCAAAUAAGCAUGUGUGGGAUUAACACGUGCCAAAUAAGCAUGUGUGGGAAUAAGCCAUACGAAACAAGUGGGUGUGGGGAGAAGGCGCGCGACGGGAGUGACGGUCUGAGUGUGGCUUUGGAGGAACAUACGGCACGAAAGAUUCUUGCUGCCCUGCCGCAGACUAUUGAGUUGUUGAAGGGACUGCGAGUGCUUGAGGUACCUGGGUCCAAGAAGCCGAAGGAGUACACGCGCAAGACAACGUCGUACAAGGUA
This is a messenger RNA of Sphaeroforma arctica JP610, 939 nucleotides long. RefSeq lists its product as hypothetical. Lineage: Eukaryota; Ichthyosporea; Ichthyophonida. The transcript is spliced from 3 exons. The record is from RefSeq and is a predicted model, not a curated record. The annotation marks the transcript as partial.